CUGAGCAGCACCAUGGCGGUUGUUAAGAACAAAUGCUUUAUGAAAGGUGGCAAAAAGGGAGUUAAGAAGAAAGUAGUUGAUCCAUUUUCUAAGAAAGAUCAGUAUGAUGUGAAAGCACUUCCUAUGUUCAGUAUAAGAAGUAUUGGAAAGAUGCUAGUCACCAGGACCCAAGGAACCCAAAUUGCAUCUAAUCGUCUCAAGGGUCUUGUGUUUGAAGUGAGUCUUGCUGAUUUGCAGAGUGAUGAAGUUGCAUUUAGAAAAUUCAGGCUGAUUACUGAAGAUGUUCAGGGCAAAAACUGCCUGACUCACUUCUAUGGCAUGGGUCUUACCUGUGACAAAAUAUGUUCCAUGGUUGAAAAAUGUUCAGCAAUGAUUGAAGCUCAUGUUGAUGUCAGGAUUACCGAUGGUUACUUCUUUCGUCUGUUCUGUGUUGGUUUUACUAAAAAACACAACAAUCAGAUACGGAAGACCUCUUACGCUCAGCACCAACAGUCUGCCAAAUCCAGAAGAAGAUGAUGGAAAUCAUGACCUGAGAGGUGCAGACAAAUGACUUGAAAGAAGUGAUCAGUAAAUUGAUUCCAGACAAGAUUGGAAAAGAUGUAGAAAAGGCUUGCCAAUUUUUCCUCUCCAUGAUGUCUUCAUUAGAAAAGUAAAGAUGCUGGAGAACCCUGUGUUUGGAUUGGGAAAAGGCAUGGAGCUUUGUGGUGAAGGUAGUAGUUCUGGAAAACCCACUAGGGAUGAGACACGUGCUAAAGUUGAAUGAGCUGAUGGAUAUGGACCACAAGUCCAAGAAUCUGUUUAAAGUUCAGACUUAUAAUAGUGGCAAAUAAAAAGUCCUAUUUGUGAAAAACAAACAAUAAACAACAAUGUAAAAAAGCAAAAUUUGCCUGGUGUGGUGGUGUAUGCCUGUAAUCCUAGCUACUCAGGAGACUGAGGCACGAGAAUCACUUGAACCUGGGAGACAGAGGUUGCAGUGAGGCAAGACUGCACCACUGCACUCCAGCCUGGGCAACAGAGUGAGACUGUGUC
Molecule: messenger RNA, 1029 nt
Organism: Rhinopithecus roxellana (golden snub-nosed monkey)
Lineage: Eukaryota; Metazoa; Chordata; Mammalia; Primates; Cercopithecidae
Product: 40S ribosomal protein S3a-like
Exons: 1
Coding region: 13-516 (167 amino acids)
Biological process (GO): translation
Cellular component (GO): cytosol; ribosome
Molecular function (GO): structural constituent of ribosome
Source: RefSeq, a predicted model, not a curated record